Molecule: messenger RNA, 1038 nt
Organism: Blepharisma stoltei
Lineage: Eukaryota; Ciliophora; Heterotrichea; Heterotrichida; Blepharismidae
Source: the annotation of a GenBank genome assembly
AUGGAAAUUGAUAACCUUGAUACUCAGCUUUUUGCUCAAUUCCAAUUGAUUGCCCAAGACAAUGGCCCUCAAAAUGCGCUUGGUGGUUUAACAAUCCUCUUCAAGCUCCUUAAGAAUAUUUCAGAAAACCCUGGCGAUCCUAAAUACAAAUUUAUCAAAAAAAGUAACAAAACCAUUUCAAGCAAGCUACUGAAUUUGCGCCACAUUUCUGAGGUAUUAACCUUAAUUGGGUAUAUUGAUAAAGAUCAAGAUAACUAUGAAUAUGCCAGCCGUUUACGAGAAAGUCUAGAAAUUGUUUUGACUAUUUUGGAAGUCUUUAAUUCCGAACUAGAAGACUCUUUAAAAACCCCAGAAGACCGCGAGCGUGAACGUCUACAGAAAGAAUCUGAAGAAGCUAGCAAAAAAUUCAUUGAGAGUUUCCAGUCUGAGAGAGUAAACAAUGCUUUACUCUUUUACCAAAAGUAAAUUUUUAAAAAAAAUUAUAUUAAUAUUAAUAUUUUUAUUUUUAUUCAAAAAUAAGAGAUCUAUUGGGAAAAAAAUAAUAAAAUUAUUAAUAAUAUGAUAUUUAAAAACUUUGAUUGUAUUAUCGAUCUCGAAGGGAUAUUAGCAAAUGUACUUGGCUCUACAUUGAAAACCAAAAGAGGAAAUAUUCAAACAUCAAGCUUAAAAGACGUGAAAUUUGUCCUACUUUAUUUUUCCGCUCACUGGUGUGGGCCUUGUAGAGCUUUUACUCCUCAAUUGACUAUGUUUUAUGAAACAGUGAAUGCCAAUGGAAAGCAGCUGGAAAUUGUUUUUGUCAGCUCAGAUAGAAGUCAAGAGCAGUUUGAUGAGUAUUAUUCUACAAUGCCAUGGGCUGCAGUCCCUUAUUCAGAUUCAGCAGCAAGGGGGAGAGCUGGACAAAUUUACAGGAUCCAUGGAAUUCCAGCUUUGAUUUUGAUUGAUAAGUCUGGAGUCGCAAAAUCGGACACUUGCAGAGAUGAUGUGUCAAGAAAAGGCCCAACAUGCUUGAGAGAUUGGGAAAGAAUCCUUAAUUCUUAA